This is a messenger RNA of Sphaerodactylus townsendi, 3473 nucleotides long. It is a transcript of the gene STIM2, whose product is annotated as stromal interaction molecule 2. NCBI's taxonomy places the organism in Eukaryota, Metazoa, Chordata, Lepidosauria, Squamata, Sphaerodactylidae. Gene Ontology annotation, molecular function: protein binding; calcium ion binding; calcium channel regulator activity. The record is from RefSeq and is a predicted model, not a curated record. The transcript is spliced from 12 exons. Gene Ontology annotation, biological process: store-operated calcium entry; activation of store-operated calcium channel activity; intracellular calcium ion homeostasis. Bases 242 to 2518 code for a protein of 758 amino acids. Gene Ontology annotation, cellular component: endoplasmic reticulum; plasma membrane.
CGACGGCUGCCGCGGCUUCGGCCGCCUCGACAGCGCAUGGUCGAGAGGGUUGCCAGAACCUGGCCGCGCCUGCGCGGUGGCGCCGAGCAUCCUCCUCCGCAUCCGCGUCGCCGCCGCCGUCACGAGCGCGUGGGCCCGCGGGGGGCGGGGCGUGCGGCUGAGGAGCCGGCGGGCUGACUGGGUGGCGGGGGCGCCGCCGUUACUGCCGCGUCCGCCUCAGCCGGGCUUCGUUGCGGCCCCGAUGAGCCCCAUGAGCGGGAGGAGGGCGAGCGCGCGGCCGGCGGGGCUCCUCUGGCUGCUCCUGCCGCUGCUUCAGGUGGCCGCCGCCGCCGCCGCCGCCUCCUCCUCCUCGCCACCGCCGCCGCCGGUCGGGCGCUGCGAGCUGGAUGCGGGAGACGUGGCUGUCAGGAGGGGCGGCGGCACUUCGGCUUCCUCCCCGGUGGAGACACCCGCUCUGGCGACAGAUCCUUGCCAUUUGCUCAGUCCGCCAUGUUUUACUGAGGAGGACAAAUACAGCCUCGAAGCCCUUCGCACAAUUCACAAACAAAUGGACGAUGACAAAGAUGGCGGCAUUGAGGUAGAGGAAAGCGAUGAGUUUAUUAGAGAAGAUAUGAAAUACAAGGAUGCUUCCAAUAAACACAGCCAUUUGCACAGAGAAGACAAACACAUCACCAUUGAAGAUCUGUGGAAACGCUGGAAAACAUCUGAAGUUCACAACUGGACGCAAGAGGAGACGCUGGAGUGGCUGGCGGACUUCGUCGAACUUCCUCAGUAUGAGAAGAACUUCAGAGAGAGUAACGUCAAAGGAACGACACUGCCUAGGAUAGCCGUCAACGAACCUGCGUUUAUGAUCUCUCAGUUGAAAAUCAUUGAUCGGAGCCACAGACAGAAACUUCAGCUGAAGGCCCUGGACGUCGUUUUGUUUGGACCUCUUACACGGCCGCCUCAUAACUGGAUGAAAGAUUUCAUCCUCACCAUUUCUAUCGUGAUCGGUGUGGGAGGCUGCUGGUUUGCGUAUACCCAGAACAAGACCUCCAAAGAGCAUAUCACGAAAAUGAUGAAAGAUUUGGAAAGCCUUCAGACGGCCGAGCAGAGCCUGUGCGAACUGCAGGAGAGGCUUGAAAAAGCGCAGGAGGAGAACCGAACUGUCGCUGUAGAAAAGCAAAACCUGGAAUGCAAGAUGAUGGAUGAAAUUAGCGAUGCGAAACGGGAAGCCUGUCGGCUGAGGGAGUUGAGGGAAGGAGCCGAAUGCGAACUCAGCAGGCUUAAGUAUGCAGAAGAGGAGCUGGUUCAGGUCCGUAUGGCUUUAAAAAAGGCCGAGAAAGAGUUUGAACUGCGAAGCAAUUGGUCUGUCCCUGAUGCACUGCAGAAGUGGCUCCAGUUGACACACGAAGUAGAAGUCCAGUACUACAACAUUAAGAGGCAGAAUGCAGAAAUGCAGCUAGCCAUUGCCAAGGAAGAGGCAGAAAAGAUUAAAAAGAAGAGAAGUACCGUCUUCGGGACGUUGCACGUUGCACACAGCUCUUCCCUCGAUGAAGUGGACCACAAGAUUCUGGAAGCAAAGAAAGCACUUUCGGAGUUAACCACCUGUUUGAGGGAGCGUCUCUACAGAUGGCAGCAGAUUGAGAAGAUCUGUGGCUUUCAGAUAGCGCACAACUCGGGCCUGCCAAGUCUGACCUCCUCGCUUUACUCUGAUCACAGUUGGGUGGUGAUGCCACGAGUCUCCAUUCCCCCUUAUCCAAUUGCGGGUGGUGUGGAUGACCUUGAUGAAGAUACUCCUCCAAUUGUCUCUCAGUUUCAUGGGGGCAUUGUGAAACCUGCCACCUUAGUGAGAAGCAGCAGCACGUGUCGCUCCAGACGAAAUGUUGUGCCGUCAUCUCCGCAGUCGCCACACUUGGCGCAAACGCCGCACACCCCGCUCGCACAGGCGACUUUGCACUCUCCAGACCCCGACAUCCUGUCUGUAUCAAGUUGCCCAGCUGCUUACCGCACAGAAGAGGAGGAGGAGGCCAUUUAUUUUACGGCUGAAAAACAAUGGGAAGCGCAAGAUACAGGCUCAGAAUGUGACUCCGUCAGUUCCUCCGUCGGAAGGAAGCAAUCUCCUCCGUCAAGCCUUGAGAUCUAUCAACCCCUGUCGCCUCAAAAAAUAUCGCGGGAAGAACUCUCCUUGGAGGACUCCUCCACCGGAGACUCUUUGUCCUUAACGGCUGACACCUCCCGGGGCUCUCCCAACUACGUCGGCAUGACCGAGACGAAAAGUAUGAUCUUUAGCCCCCCCAGCAAGGUCUACAACGGCAUCUUGGAGAAGUCCUGCAGCAUGAACCAGCUGUCCAGCGGCGCCCCGGUCCCUAAGCCUCGCCACACCUCCUGUUCGUCCACCAGCAGCGAAAGCAAAGCCGCCCACGAGGCCGCCGCGGCCUCCCGGAUAAGCAGCCCCUCGCAGGACCUCUGUCAGAACGGCGAGCGAAACAAAAAACCCUCCAAAAUCAAAAGCCUUUUUAAGAAGAAGUCCAAGUGAGGCGACGGGAGAAUCGCUCGAGAACGGCGUCGGUAGACUCUGGUUGGCUGGUUUUUUGUUUUGUUUUUUUAAAUUAAGAAUGUAGUCCAUCUUCCGUUUUCCCAGGCCCUGGCGGGAAAACUUAGGUCAAACUCCUCUUCUGUUUUUAAAAUGGCUCUAAAGUCAAGCUGUGCCAGCUAUCGAUGAGAAACAUUUCAAGACGGUUUACAGUCAUUUGUCUAUUUAUUUCUGCUUUUUUUUUUAGUUUAUACAUUAAAAAAAACUUUUUUUAAAAAACCGACAAACCACUUUAACACGAGCUUUAAUGGACUAGGGAGCCUGCGUGGGCUUGCCAAAGUUCUUUUUUUUCUUCUCUUGUUUACUGGAGCAUCUUCUUAUCUUUCCACCGAGCUAUGGCAUUUGCAUACUGGACUUAAGAAACUCUUAAUGAAGUAAAAAAAAAAAACUACUUAAAUUGCACUACUGUUUUCCUUGACUGGAAAGUAUCUCUGCAAAGCGGAUACUUCGAGCUUGUAAGAUGACGGGACAGGUUGGCUCAAUAUUUCUAGGCCAUUUUUAUGUAACAACUAGCAUUUCUAACGGUCAGUUCCCGGAACUGGAGCCUUGUUUCUUCUACAGAAUGCUUCUCUAACUGCGUUUUAUUAAUGUAAAUGGAUUGGGUCCUGCUGUAAAGAUUGUGAUUUACCCAGGGCUUUCACUGUGAUUCUACUGCAUUGCACAGGCUACGCGGCUGAAAGCAAGAGACUCUUAUCGCGAGAAGAAGCUCCUGAUUCCAUAUGCAAGCGAUGAAAGGUUAAACUUGAUUUGAAGGACUUUUUGAGACAUUCGCAUCCUUACAAACUGGGACAGGGACAACGGUGGGCACUUGUUUACAUACCUUGACAGACAAAAGGAUGUUUGAUUUGUGAAUAUUUGUACUGUGGCAAAGACAAUAAAUUGGAGAUAUUAUUGUGCA